AUGCGUGAGAUUGUAGGCAACAAAAGGCUUUCUGACGUGUCGGACGAGGUGGCGGCCCCGCCCAAGCGCAAGAACCUCACCCAUGCUGUGAUGAGUGAGCGGUAUCACGCCGGCGGUGUGGUAGAGGGCGACUCUGUCACCGUCGCUGCUGCUCGUCAAGAGCUUGCCCGCAUCCAGAGAGAUCACCGGUCAUUGCGGCGUAAUGAUGAGGAGCCGAGUCAGACACCCCGACUGAGCGAGUUGCUUCGUCGGCAAUCUAAGGGCCGAGAGGAUGUCGAAGGAGACGACCAAAGUAGCGAUGAUGACCGGAGCAAUUCCCGCUCCGAGCCAGGCAUCGCAGUAGCAGAAGGGCCUGUACCGGAAGAGCCUAUCGAACAGCGAGGGAAGCGAGGCCGGCCUCGAAAACAGCCCCCUUCCGAUCCGACUCUUCGCCGUCCGCCUGGCCGACCACGGAUACAUCCCCUUCACAAUCCAGCUGCUCCUCGCCGCCCACGUGGCCGUCCUCGCCGUGUCACUCGUCCAGAACCUUCUCCAGCGCCCCUACGCAGCCAAAUUCGCCAUGGUCGCCCACCAAAGCCGAGACAACCAGUAGGCCGUCCUCGCAAAAUUCCGGUCAAUGACCCGCCGCCGGUCCCGCCCCGCGAUUUCAACGAACCGCCUCCUAAAUACACGGGCGAUCUGCAGGGAUCUCCGCUUUGCAAAAACGAUGUUACUAUCAAGCAUGAGUUUAACGAGCGCCUUGCGCAGGAAAACAUGCGCCUUUGUUUCAGAUGUAAGGAACGCUGGUUUGAUGUUGAGCUAAAGGCGGAUGGAGUUUGCAAACGCUGUCACCAAAAGGAUGACAAGAAGCGGGCUGACGAACCUUUCCUUUACUCCGCCGAGAACCACCUGGACUUUGGAGAGAUGCCAGACUCUCUACCCAUCCUCCAUCCCGCCGAAGAGAUGGUUAUCUCGCGGGUCCACGUUGCAGUCAACGUGUUUACGGUCCGGGGCCAGCAGUACAAAUAUCGCGGCCAUGUUGUUCAUUUCCUUCGCGACGUAGGCAAGGUCUAUGACGAACUUCCAUUGCUGCCCAAGGAUUUGGAUAUCGUGAUUCUGCGUCCGAGCGGUUCUGAAGCCGAUCCCGCGAUGGACCGACAGUUUCGCAAGCGAUUUCGCAUUCGCCGCCGAGUGGUGGCUACCUGGCUCCGUUUCCUGUCACGCAACCAUCCUGGCUACAAAGGCUUUCUCCUUAGCGAAUCAAAUCUAAGCCAGCUACCCGAAGACGAGUCCAUCUUCGAUCAACUUACCAUCCACGAAGUGAGCAGCUGGGAAGACCUAGAGCCCGACCAGGGCCCAGUCGACGGUGACAGGCCGGAGAACGAGGAUGGGCUGGGGUUCGAUGAAGCAGCUGUACCCAACGUGCUGGUCAAGGAUUCGGAAUUCGCCCUGCUGCAGGGCGGACUCGAAAACAACGGCCCGGAGAACCAAGAACGUCCUCCAAUGCAGCAGCAGCAACCGCGCGACGCUCACCACCUUCCAAUGCCUCCCAUCAGAUUCACGCCGAUCAGCGAGUUCAACCGGUCGCAGGCUCUGCUGUCGCUAGCAUGUCCCAGCCUCUACCCACGCGGUCUUGCUGAUUUCAACCAGCCGAGGCAACGCGCCAUCAGCUACUCGGAUUACUUGGCGCAUGCGAUGAAGUGGCAUGACGGGCGUUUUGCCCGCCAUCAUACCUUCCGUUACAUCGCAUUGAACACCCUCAUGCGGCAGCAGGCCUAUGGGCACAGCCGGUUCUACGUCAACAAGCAGCGGUCUACCGUCCUAACCAAGGCGGAGUUACAACAGGCACUGGAGAAUCCCGACCGUCCUGAAGCUCAGGCAAUCCUCAACCAGAUCUCCCGCUUUGCUGGGGCGAUUCAGGGUACGAGACCCUAUUGGUACCGCCGGCGCAGGGAGUGCGAAUCUUUCGCGCACUGUCUGGGCGUCCCCGGCGUAUUCAUCACGUUGAGCCCAGCCGAUCUGCACUGGCACGACCUCUACCGGCACAUGCCGGAAUUCGAGCGGUGGCAGUGUCGGUACGAAUGGCAAGGACGAGGCAGCAGUCAUAACCACGGGCUGUACUGGUUUGAAGAGGGCCCGCAGCAGGCUACCAGCACAGAUGAGGAGAGGGCGAGGUUCGCGCGUUUGUGGGGUUACCACAUCUCGGCGGAAAACCCCCAGCCCCAUCGGAUUGGACAAGGAGGUGAUGGCGGCAACCCACUGAACGUCGACGCACUGCAGACGGAAGUAACAUGGGACUGGCUGGAUCGCGUCCUCAACCGGUGCCAACGGCAUCAUUGCUCGUCCACCUACUGUUUGCGCAUCAACAAACGCGCGGCGGAACUGGCAGAGAAGAACGGCGAGCCGGGCCCCGAACCGGAAUGCCGGUUUCUGUUUCCCCGCCCGCAUCGAGAGGAAGCCGGCUUGGUUAGAAGGCCGGGCAAGACGUGGUGGUCGUUUGAGGCGGUACGGAACGACUCCCACAUGAACCAGUAUAACCGGCUCAUCACGCUCUGCUGGCUGCGCAACACCGACAUCUCGCCGUGCACCGGGAUCGAGGCGGUGAUCAACUACGCCGCCAAAUACUGCAGCAAGACCGAGACCAAGACCAGCACGUACGCCGAGAUCGCCGGGGCCAUAUUGCCACACGUCUCGGACAGGAACCCCAUGCUGUCGUUUGUUUCGAGGAUGAUGAACAAGUUAAUCGGCGAGAGGGAUUACUCCGCACAGGAGACGUGCCACAUCCUCCUCAAGCUACCCCUCUACCAGGACAGCCGCGUUGUGAUUAGCGUCGACUGCCGACCGGCUGACAGGCAUAACCGGUUGGCAGAAUUCUCCGAAGCGGAUGAGGCUGUCCAGACGAAGAAGACGUCGUACGAGAAAUACCUGGAACGGCCUAGUGACAUGGAGGCGGUGUCGUAUUUCAGGUUCCUGGAGACGUGGAACUUCCAAUCGCCAAACCCGGGCAACUGGAGGGAAUGGCGCCCACCCGCUCGGCCCAGGGUGUUGUAUUACUUCCCGCGGUACACGCCGGUCCAUGGGCACGUACAGUUCGAGGACUUCUGCCGGGUCAAGCUUAUGCUGGCACAUCCUCAUCGGGAAUGCGGCGGCUUUCUAACCCUCGACGGUACCCGUUUCUCAGGCUACGUGGCGGCAUACGAGCACUGCUUGGAGCACCAUGAACAUGAGGAUGACCACUACGGAGAGGCGGAAGCGCCGGAACCCGCGGCUGACGAGGACGAGUUCCGGGCUGUACCCUUCCAGGAAGAUAUCAGUCUCGAAGACUGGCAGGAGCUCGCACGCAUGGUGCCUGAGCUCCAACCAGAACACGAGGAGAUCGACCUACUGACUAGGCGAGAUAUCGACAUCAGGUACGACUGGCAUCCCCACGUCGGCCGGUAUAUCGAUGAACGGUUCGACAGCGGCAAAUACUGGGAUCUUCUCAAAGUCGAGCACCCCAGUAUGGCGGGAGAUGUUGAACACAUUCCUCUGAAGGCCCGGGAUACCCUCAACCGGGAACAGAGGAUCGUGUACGACACUAUUAUGGGCCACCUAGAACGGGAUAACGUACCGCCCAUCCUGUUGCAUGUUGACGGCGGCGGAGGCACUGGGAAGUCGUACAUGGUCAACAUGCUGUCGUCUCACCUCCAGCAAACUCUCCCCGGCCGAAAAUCGCCCAUUCUCCGUGCCGCACCCACCGGGGUCGCGAGCAACCAGAUCAAUGGCCAGACGCUGCACUCCCUCCUCCGCUUGCCUAUCGAUGGCAACUACCGCCCGUUGACCGAAACACCCACUGUUUUGGGGAACCUACAGCGUGUUUUUGCGGGUGUACGUUACCUCGUCAUCGACGAAAAGAGCAUGCUGGGGCUCAAGACUCUGGGUUGGAUCGAUCGGCGGCUCCGCGAGAUCUUUCCGGAGAAGAAUGACUUCUUUUUCGGCGGAUUGAGCGUCAUUCUGAUCGGAGACUUCUUCCAGCUGCCGCCGGUGCUGAACAAGCCGAUCUAUGCCGAGUACGACAGGUUGAUGAAGGAGAUGGAGGUUGCUGGUCUCAAUGCCUACCGCGCCUUCGAGCACUCGGUUUUCUUGGAGACAAUCCAGCGGCAACAUGGGGCGGACCAGGCCGGGUUUCGCGACGCCUUGGUCGAGCUCAGACAGGCUCGGGUGUCGGUCACGGGGUGGGAGCUGUUAGUCUCCCGGUGCGCGUCCAAUCUCUCACCCAGAGUACAAGCCGGUUUCGCGAACGCCGUACGCAUUUAUCCGACGAGAGAAAAGGUGCGGUCUUAUAAUCAUGACCACAUGGUCGACCUGAACUCUCCGGCCCUCUACGUAGAGGCUACCCACCAAGGCGACGGGGCAAGUAAGGCCGAGUCGAAAGACGCCGGCAACCUGUCGAGCCGCUUCCCGGUAUGCAUCGGCGCCAGAGUGAUGUUGACCAGGAAUAUCUGGAACCCGGUGGGCCUGGUGAACGGCGCCCAAGGCACGGUACACGAUAUCGGCUGGGCGGAAGGGGCGGACCCCCUGCGGGAUCCGCCGUUGGUCAUCAUGGUGGCCCUCGACAAGUAUACGGGGCCGCCGUACUACACAAGAGACGUAGAGCUUCAGGACGGGCAGGGCAGGUUGGUGGUCCCGAUCCUGCAGGUGAGGCAAGACUUCACCCUGAAGAACAAGACGUGCAGCCGCACACAGUUCCCCCUAGUGGUCGCGUACGCUAUCACGGUGCACAAGUCCCAGGGGAUCACGCUGCCCAAGGUGGUGUGCGACAUCUCGGAGCGCGAGUUCGCUUCCGGGUUGUCAUACGUGGCCGUCUCCCGGGCGUCGAGGCUGGACGGGGUGAUGUUCGACGUACCAUUCGACCGAAGCCGAGUGAACCGGGACCCGCCGACUGCUGCCAUGCAGAGGAAGCUGGCGGAUUACGAGAGGCGUUGGAAGGCUAGGUUGCUAGAGCCGCUAUACCGACCAAGCAACGUGGAAGCGAGCGAUACGGAGAGUUAUGUGUGA
Molecule: messenger RNA, 5016 nt
Organism: Chaetomium globosum CBS 148.51
Lineage: Eukaryota; Fungi; Ascomycota; Sordariomycetes; Sordariales; Chaetomiaceae
Exons: 3
Coding region: 1-5016 (1671 amino acids)
Biological process (GO): telomere maintenance; DNA repair
Molecular function (GO): DNA helicase activity; DNA binding
Source: RefSeq, a predicted model, not a curated record